This is a messenger RNA of Thamnophis elegans (Western terrestrial garter snake), 3022 nucleotides long. It is a transcript of the gene EXOC6B, whose product is annotated as exocyst complex component 6B. The record is from RefSeq and is a predicted model, not a curated record. Gene Ontology annotation, cellular component: membrane; exocyst. NCBI's taxonomy places the organism in Eukaryota, Metazoa, Chordata, Lepidosauria, Squamata, Natricidae. The transcript is spliced from 22 exons. Bases 48 to 2465 code for a protein of 805 amino acids. Gene Ontology annotation, biological process: Golgi to plasma membrane transport; exocytosis; intracellular protein transport.
CGGGCGGCGUUGCCAUUGCGACGGCGAGGAGCGGGGCGCGGCCCGCCAUGGCGGAGCCGGAGAGCCUGGAGACGACGGCCGAGCACGAGCGGAUCCUGCGCGAGGUGGACAGCACCGACACGGCCUGCCUCGGACCCACCCUCAGGUCUGUCUAUGACGGGGCGGAACAUGGGCGCUUCAUGGAGAAGCUGGACGCUCGCAUCCGCAACCACGACCGGGAGAUCGAGAAGAUGUGCAACUUCCAUUAUCAGGGCUUUGUGGACUCCAUCACGGAGUUCCUGAAGGUCCGGGCAGAGGCCCAGAAGCUCAAGAAUCAAGUCACGGAUACGAAUCGGAAGCUGCAGCUGGAUAGCAAGCAACUGGUGGGCGCCAUGGAGGAGCUGAGGCAGUGCCGGCUGCAGCAGAGGAACAUCUCUGCCACGGUGGACAAGCUCAGCCAGUGCCUUCCCGUUCUGGAGAUGGAGAGCAAGUUGAGGGAGCAGAUGAAGUCCAAACGGCAUUACCCCGCCCUGAAGACCCUGGAGCACCUGGAGCGCAUGUGCCUGCCCCAGCUCAGCCACUACGGCUUCUGCAAGAUCAUGGUGGAGAACAUCCCGAAAUUGCGCCAGGAGAUCAAGGACGUCUCCAUCUCCGACCUCAAGGACUUCCUGGAGAGCAUCCACAAGCACUCGGACAAGAUCGGGGAGACGGCAAUGAAGCAGGCCCAGCAGCAGAGGAGCCUGGACGGCCUGGUGGGGCAGCCCUCGAGGGCCGGGGGCCGCCGGGGCAGGAGAGAGGCUGGCGGGAAUUCAGGCCCGGAGCUCAAGAACGCCAGUCCGAUCUCCGAGCGGGAUUCUGGGAUCCUGGAUGUGGAAGAGGAGGAAGAGGAAGAGGUGCCGGGUGCUCAGGAUCUGGUGGAUUUCUCCCCCGUCUACCGCUGCUUCCACAUCUACUCCGUGCUGGGAGCCCGAGAGGCCUUUGAGAGCUACUACCGGAAGCAGAGGAGGAAGCAGGCCCGGCUGGUUCUGCAGCCCCCCUCCAACAUGCACGAAACCCUCUCCGGCUACCGGAAGUAUUUUAAUCAGAUUGUAGGCUUCUUCGUCAUUGAGGACCACGUCCUGCACACGAGCCAAGGCCUGGUGGACAGAGCCUACGUCGACGAGCUCUGGGACAUGGCCCUCUCCAAGACCAUCGCGGCCCUCCGGACGCAUUCGUCCUACUGCUCUGAUCCAGACCUGGUCUUGGACCUGAAAAACCUCAUCGUGCUUUUUGCUGACACUCUCCAGGCCGACGGCUUCCCUGUCAGCCAGCUCUUCGACCUGCUCUUGGAGAUCCAGGACCAGUACAGGGAGACGCUGCUGAAGAAAUGGGCAGGAGCCUUCAGGAGCAUCCUGGACUCGGACACCUACAGCCCCGUCUCGGUGGCAGACCAGGAAGAGUAUGAGAAGCUGGUGGGGCAGUUUCCCUUCCACGAUGCGGAGCUGGAGAAGCAGCCAUUCCCCAGGAAGUUCCCCUUCUCCGAACUGGUGCCUCAGAUCUACAACCAGAUCAAGGAAUUUAUCUACGCCUGCCUGAAGUUCUCGGAAGACCUUCACCUGAGCUCCACGGAGGUGGACGACAUGAUCCGGAAAUCGACCAAUUUGUUGUUGACUCGGACUCUGAGCGGCUGCUUGCAGAACGUCAUUCGGAGGAAGAACGUGGGCCUGACCGAGCUGGUCCAGAUAAUUAUCAACACUACACAUUUGGAAAGAUCCUGUCGAUUCCUGGAAGAAUUCAUCACCAACAUCACCAACGUCCUUCCAGAGACCGUCCACACUACGAAGCUUUAUGGAACGGCCACUUUCAAGGACGGCCGCCACGCUGCCGAGGAGGAGAUCUACACUAACCUGAACCAAAAGAUUGACCAGUUCUUGCAACUUGCAGAUUAUGACUGGAUGGCCGCGGAAGCCCCCCCCAAGGCCAGUGGCUACCUGGUGGACCUCAUUGCUUUCUUGCGCAGCACCUUUGCUGUCUUCACACACCUGCCCGGGAAGGUGGCCCAGACGGCCUGCAUGUCUGCCUGCAAGCACCUCUCCACCUCUCUGAUGCAGCAGCUGCUGGAGGCUGAAGUCCGUCAGCUGUCCCUGGGCGCCCUGCAGCUCUUCAGCCUGGACGUGGCCGCCUGCGAAGAGUUUGCCAGAUCCGGGCCGGUGCCUGGGUUCCAGGGGGACACGCUGCUUCUGGCCUUCAUCGACUUGAGACAACUGCUGGACCUCUUCCUCCAGUGGGACUGGUCGACGUACCUGGCCGACUACGGGCAGCCCACCUGCAAGUACCUCCGGGUGAAUCCCACGACCGCGCUGGCCUUGCUGGAAAAGAUGAAGGACACCAGCCGCAAGAACAACGUCUUCGCCCAGUUCCGGAAGAACGAGAGGGACAAGCAGAAGCUGAUUGAGGCCGUGGCCAAGCAGCUGCGUAUCCUCAUCAGCACCAGCCACCAUUCCUGAGGGGCCACGAGACCCCUGGGGGGCCCUGGGUGGGUGGAGGGGGGCUUGCAAAGCGGGGCCUGUGCCCAGGUACAAUGGGGAAGCGGGCGCAGCGGCUCCAGGGAACCAGCGUGGCAGCCGGAGGAUCGGUGGGAUGCAGCAUGUGGGACUGCUUAGUGGUGGCUCGCUUGGGAAAGACUGCUGCUGGAGCUGGAAGCUCAGAGCCCCAGAGAGCCUUCCUGGAAGGCCAAGGGGCCCAUCAGCACUUCCGGCUUCCUAGACGCACCUUGGCAAUGAAGCACUAAUGCAGGGUGUCCGACCUCGGCCACUUUAAGAGUUUUGGACUUCAGUUCCCAGAAUUCCCUGGUCAGCCUGGCUGGCUGGGGAAUUCUGGGAGCUGAAGUCCCCAAGUCUUAAGGUGACCAAAGUUGGACGCUUCUGGUUUAAAGGGAACAAUUUACACUUUCAAAGGGAAACAUUUACAAGAAACACCCCUGUGGGGUGCCCAGACCCCCCCCCCCUUCAGCCCCCAUUCUCUCUCCUUUCCCCUCUUCCUCCUCUGGCCGCAUUUGAAACAC